AUGGUCCUAAAUGUCGGGAUAAUCGGCGCCGGCGAAGUCGCCCAAGUAAUCCACCUGCCCACCCUCACCCUCCUCUCGCACCUGUACCAAAUCAUAAGCAUAUGCGACAUUUCGUUACCUGUCGCGCAACACUGCGCCUCCAAAUUCCAUAUUCCAACGGCAACCAGCGACCCACACCAAAUCAUCACUGAUCCCGCCGUGGAUGUAGUCUUCGUCCUGACAAGCGACGAAUUCCAUGCCGAAUACACCAUCGCCGCCUUGGCGGCUGGUAAGAACGUCAUGGUCGAAAAACCACUAACAUUAUCCCUCCCCGCUGCUCAACGGAUCAUCAACGCCGAGCGCGAGUCUAAGGGGAGGGUGUUUGUGGGAUACAUGCGCCGCUACGCACCCUCCUUUAGAGGCGCCUUUCUGCGCGAAGUCGCCUCAAUUCCGAAGAUACUCUAUGCGCGAGUGAGAGAUAUGUCCGGCCCCAAUGCGUUUUUCGUGAAUCAGAGUGGCACGUUUCAGGUUAGGCCUGAUCCGAGGGAUAUACCUGCGAGCGCGGGGCAGGAGAGGGAUCGAUUGCUGGCGGAGUUGUAUCGAGAGGCGUUCCCGGGCACCGAUAAUGUGACGGAUGAAAUGAAGAAGUACUGCCGCUUUCUCGGCAGUCUGGGUUCCCACGACCUUUCACUCAUGCGCGAAGCUUUGGGUGGCGUCGUAAACUCCAUCGAGGGCGUAUCCGUCAACGACCCUUUCUACUCCGCCAUCUUCACAUUCCCAUCUACCUCCGCGGCAGGGGGGGAAUUCUCAGUAACAUACGAAAGUGGCAUCGACACAAUCCCGGAUUUUGACGCCCAUUUAUCAAUCUACGGCUCCAACAAACGCGUCUCCAUACAAUACGACUCUCCCUACGUCAAAGGGCUACCCAUCAAAGUCCGCGUGGAGGAAGUGAAUGAGUACGGCGAGAAGCAGGUUAGGGAGAUACUCUCGAGUUAUGAGGAUGCUUAUACGGCUGAGCUUACUGAGAUGUAUGAGUGUUUUGUGAAUGGGCGGGAGAUAAAGACGAGUGCUGAGGAUGCGGUGGAGGAUCUGAGGUUGUAUGAUGCUAUGUAUAGGAAGGCUGGUUUUAUCACUAGAUGA
Molecule: messenger RNA, 1119 nt
Organism: Talaromyces amestolkiae
Lineage: Eukaryota; Fungi; Ascomycota; Eurotiomycetes; Eurotiales; Trichocomaceae
Exons: 1
Coding region: 1-1119 (372 amino acids)
Biological process (GO): NADPH regeneration
Cellular component (GO): cytoplasm
Molecular function (GO): nucleotide binding; oxidoreductase activity
Source: RefSeq, a predicted model, not a curated record